This is a messenger RNA of Eimeria mitis, 1653 nucleotides long. Its product is annotated as NEK kinase, putative. Gene Ontology annotation, molecular function: ATP binding; protein kinase activity. Lineage: Eukaryota; Apicomplexa; Conoidasida; Eucoccidiorida; Eimeriidae. The record is from RefSeq and is a predicted model, not a curated record. Gene Ontology annotation, biological process: protein phosphorylation.
AUGGAGAAUUACAAGAAGUUAAAGAAGAUCGGAUCUGGGUCUCAGGGAGAAUGUUACCUUGCUCAGGAUACCAAAACUGAUAAAAUGUGUGUGAUCAAAGAAGUCGAUCUUGGACCUCUAACGCCCCAGGAAAAGCAGGAAGCUUGGAAUGAAACACGCAUUUUGCAGAACUUGGAGCCUUAUCCUAAUGUUAUUGAUUACUUGGAUGCGCACCUCGACGCAGAAGGAGAAAAGCUGUCCCUAGUCAUUGAAUACGCAGACAAUGGAGACCUUGCUACACAGGUUCUUUGCAGGAAGUCCUUGCUUGACGAGCAAAACGAUGGCUAUGAGGCAGCACGCCAGGCGCCCCCAGGAAGCCACAGGAACCUUAGUGAUACUCCGUUUUUCCAGGAAAAGCACAUCAUGCUCGUCUUCGUGCAAUGCUUAUUCGGGUUACAUCAUUUACACAAGAACAGCAUCAUGCACCGAGAUAUUAAGACUCACAACAUUCUUCUAUUUAGCAAUGGCCUAGUAAAGCUGGGGGACUUCGGGGUUGCCAAAAGCUUCAAGCGUACAAAAGUUCGCAAGUCUUACGUGGGCUCGCCACUUUACAUGGCUCCUGAAAUCCAUUCCAGCAAGGGCCAAAAGUUCGCAAGGAAUAAUGUAAUACAACUUGCUAUGGAGGUUACCAAUGCUCCUCCACCAACUUACUUGGAGGUGCCACCUCGAACUUAUGCUGUGGAUCUACUGCAUCUGAUUAAUCGCAUGCUGCAAAAAGAUCCAGAGCUACGUCCCAGUACUGCUGAGAUAAUUCGCAUGCCCUUUGUCUACAAGUAUUCAGAAUCACUUGCAAACAGGUAUAAAGCUCUUCACUACUUCAAACAAAUUCAUGAGGAAUUUAAGGGGACGCUUCGCGACCUGCCUCCUGCCUCUCCAUGCUUAGAAGCAGAAAAUAUGCGUGGGCAAGACACGGCAGUUAAAACUGUGACGGAAGAGGAGUUGUUUGCGUCUGCGGAGGAGGCAAUGCCGACUGCGGUAAUCGAGCCUCGGCAUACUCAGGAGCAAGGACUGUCACGGGGAGGACGUUUGGCUUCCGCAACAAAACCUCUUGAUCUCCAAUAUGGCACAUACUAUUUUGGAAGCCUUGAUGAAGGUGCAGUUGGUACGGUUGAGACCUUGAUCUCCAAUAUGGCACAUACUAUUUUGGAAGCCUUGAUGAAGGUGCAGUUGGUGGGCUACCAGAAGAGGACCUCAACCUCCCAGCCGGUUCACUGGUUCUUUUCUGUUCACCCGCCUGAGAAUCUCUCUGCUCGGUGGAGCGGCGCGGCGAACGUGACGGAGAACGUGAAUUUGGGCGCGUGUGAGAUUCAUGAGUAUCCCUGGAAUCGGCUGUGCCUACCUUGUCGCUACGUACUGAAGGGCACUGCUCCAGGUCUGCAUGAGCAUUCGCGCGAGACCCCUCUCGAGAGCCGGGAUAAUCCCGUUGGCGUCUCGACGAUGAUUCAUGGUCAGCAUGCGACGGCUCGCGUCUCGGAGAUCGCGACCGAUUCCUCCUUUCCGAGUAACUUCGACUCCUCCUGCGCAAGUCAAGAGAACAUAUGUGUUGGGAGCGAGUUGCUCUGGCGCCGCAGAGAAUGUUAUCGGAUGUUUGAAGUGUCGAAAAGAGCGCUUUGA